AUGGCCCGCAUCCCCCAGAUGUACGAGGUGCGGACGCACUCGCACUCGGCGCCCGCCCCUUCCAACCCCGCCCCAGCCCCCGCCACGAACCCCUUCGCAACGCCCAACAGCUCAGUGACCAACCUUGGCGCCCCGCCGCGCGACGACGACCGCAACAGCACCAACCUGAGCUCGAUCGGCGGCCUCCUCAUGUCCAGCAGCUGGGACGACGCCCCGAAGAUCAGGCAGGGCCGCGCGCGCUCCUCGACGAUUGUACAUGCCCCCUCCCCGGCACCCACAGCCCACGAAUACAGCAGCAGCACGCUGCACGCGCGCGUGCAGAGCCUGGAGGGCGAGCUUGACGACGACAACCACCGCUCCUUCUUCAGCGAUGCGAGCGGACCCAUCGCCCCCGCGCGCGUCGGCGCCAGCGCCAGUGCACCGCCGCCACGCGGCGACUCGCUGCGCGAGGGGCAACCACCCGCUGGGGGCUCCGGCAUGACCUUCCCCGUCGCAACUCCCAGUCCGCGCAUCCAGCAAGCGCCCCUCCCGCAAUCCUACCCCGAAAGCCCGUAUCAACAGCCGCGCCCUCCCCAAGGCAUGCAAGGCAAUCCACAAGGCCAAGGCCCGCCAGCCGGCAUCCUCCAGCCCCGUCCGCAGCGCCCCGGGAUCCAGGUUGCGCUGCCCGUGUUCGCGGGCGCGGCGCCCGUUUCGCCCAUGCUCGCCGCGCCGCCGCGCGCCCACUUCUCGCCCAUGGUACCCUCGCCCAGCCCGUCCAACGACAACGCCAGCAUCCGGGGCCACGACUUUCUGCGCGAAAAGAACGCCACAUUCCGCGAGGGCGAGGAGGAGGUGUUCACCCCCUUCAGCCCGCGGGCGCGGCAGGCCGGGCCCCGUGCGCGCGCGCCUGGGCGCAAGAGCGUCUACUCGACCGUCGACUUCUGGAAGCGUCUCAGCCACGUCGCGCGGAGCCACGAGAAGGAGAGCUCGUUCCUCGUCGAGCGCCGCCGCACGAUCUGGCGUAACCCCAUGUUCGUCGUUCCGCUGUUGCUGACGCUGUUAGCCAUCGCUGCCAUUGUCGUCUGGCUGGUGGUCAAGGUCGGCGCCUAG
Messenger RNA from Cutaneotrichosporon oleaginosum, 1089 nucleotides. RefSeq lists its product as uncharacterized. The record is from RefSeq and is a predicted model, not a curated record. NCBI's taxonomy places the organism in Eukaryota, Fungi, Basidiomycota, Tremellomycetes, Trichosporonales, Trichosporonaceae.